Molecule: messenger RNA, 4425 nt
Organism: Durusdinium trenchii
Lineage: Eukaryota; Dinophyceae; Suessiales; Symbiodiniaceae
Source: the annotation of a GenBank genome assembly
AUGGAGCGUGCCCUGCUGGUGCUGACCGCUCUGAUCACGAAAUCCGUGGGAUCCUGGUGUCAAAGCCAUGAUGGUAGCUGUGUUGGGCAACGCCACAGUUUUGAGAAGAAGGAGAUCUCGCAGCUCACAGGUGAUCCGUAUCACGGCACGGUGCGCUUUGCAGAUUGGGAUGGUGAUGGCGACACUGAUGUGUUGGUUGGUGAGGCAGGGGCGAUCUGGCUCCAUGAAAGGCUUUCGCAGAACACUUUUCAGAAGCGCCAGUUGCUGAAGCUUGAAGCACAACACCCAGGAGAGCUCUUUAACCACCUUUUCCAAUAUCCGCCCCCUCCCGUUGCUGCCCGCCAAAAUCGCUUCGAAGUCGUGGACUGGGAUGGCAACUCGGUUGUUUAUAGGAGACACAUUUUUCUUUUGUCCUUUCAUGCUCGGGUGCAUGGUGGCAGCAUGAUCUUAGAGCUCUUGAGGUCUUGGACAGAUUCUCUUGUUCCAGGGUGUUCAAGGGUUUUUGGUGAGACAGCGUUUGGUAUGUUCGCAGUCUCUCACGGUCGAGGUGAUCAUCAGCUUGAUUUGCUGUUGUGCAGCACAGUGAAUGAUUCUGUGACUGUGAGGCUGUGGAAUCGUUCCACGCAUGUGGAAGAACCUCUUGAUUUUCCAGUCGUUUUGUCGACCAACGGAUCUGUAUGUGAUAUGCUGGCUGUGGACUUCGAUCACGAUGGUGAUCUGGAUCUGAUGUUGGGACAUCACAACUAUCAGCCAAUGUACUCCAGAUACUUUGAGCGUAUCUCUGAGAGUCUAGUGGAGCGCACUGGAAGAGAGAACCCUUUGGAGGUUUUCGACCACAAGGUGGUGACCAGGGGCUACUCGAAGUCGACAGAGUAUUAUGGGCACCUCUACUUGGCCUACUUUGACAGUGCUGCUGACGGGAGCUUUUUGACAGUGGAGAACCCCUUGGAGGAGAUCUCCUUGACUACAAACUCAGAAUUCUGGUCUGAGUUUUAUGUGGCAGAUUGGAACUCCGAUGGUUGGUUGGACAUUUUGGUGGUACAUGUGUACGCCAACGGGAAAUCCCACUGGACCUUGGCCGAGUACUUUGAACAUGUGCUGGAUCGAAGCCUGGCGCAGAAUUCUCAGCUCAACGCCUACCAGGAUGUCGAAGUCGGACCCUUCUCUGAGCAUAUCGUCCUAGACUGGAAUGGCGAUGGGGCAGAAGAUGUGGUCGUCUUGGAGGACUCUGAACGCUUUCAUUUGUACGAAUUUCAUGAGGGCAGUGUGAGGACAGUUCCCAGGGUCUUUGAGAACAUCACCAGCUUGGGGGAGAAUCCAUACCCUUAUCAGCCGUAUCCUGCUGCUCGAGCAGCGUUUGCCGAUUGGGACCAAGAUGGAGAUGUGGACCUCAUCUUCUCCUCACAAGCAGAUGGCAAGCUGCACUAUCAUGAGAUGAUCUCCGGCAGUUGGACUUCAGAAGAUGCAGAGCAUCCCUUCAGUAACAUCUCCUUGGUCAACCACCCGCAGCCGGUGGUUGUAGACUGGGACAAUGAUGGUGACAUGGAUUUGUUUCUGGGUCCACCAGAUGGACGAUUCUUUGAGCAGCUGGCGGACGGCACUCUACAUGAGUGGCCACUGGAGCAAAGCCCAGUCAAGGAUCUGGUGAAGCAGGGCGAUCUCGCGUGGCGAGUUCUGGAUUGCGACGCAGAUGGUGAUUUUGAUUUACUCCGACUGCGAUCCAAUCAUGAGCAGCAGGUGCAAGCUUGUGAGCACGAGCAGCGAAGUCCGCAUCAGCUUGGUACUCUGAGAUGCGAUGAUGACUUCUUGUGUUUAGGAACAAACCUCAGUCACUUCAAGAAUAGCCCAGGAGGUCCUCUUGAGGGACUGGGUGACUUGUUACACUUGGACUUGGGAGACCUGAAGGAUGGCCGGCUCAAGUUCAUCAGCGUGCAUGACAACGCCAAGGGUGCAGUGCUUUGGAGCGCCGGCUUCUGCGUUCCAUCUGACCCCUGCCAUCAGAGAGGCUUUUGCUUGCCUCGCGCAACGCAGUGCAGCUGCGUUGCAGGCCAUGAGCUUGGUGAUUGUUCUGGUUGUGAGCCACAUUUUUAUAGUGAGCAGGCACAAGUUGGGCAGAUGCAUCGAUGCAAAGCAUGUCCAGGAGCAGAUGGGCAAGUUUGCUACGGUCGAGGCCUUUGUUUCGAUGAUGCGGCAGCCAAGGCGGCCGCCGCGGCCGCCGCCCUGCAGUGGCAGUCCUCCACGGCCACUCUCAUUGCGCAAGGUACAGGCUCCUGCAUUUGCAAUGAUUCUCAUUUCCAUGGACUCGACCAGGAGGGCCGAAGCACCUGUGCGGAAGGCUCUUGCCCAGCUGGCACCGAAGAGAGUCAGGGUCUUUGCUCUCCUUGUGCAGCUGGAUCGUUCUCGCAAGCAGGUCGGCUUUGCAAAGAGUGUGGUCCUGGAAGGUUCUCAUUGACCGGAAGCAGCACUUGUUCAACCUGUCCUCCAGGAACGGUUUCAAAGACAUCAGGUGCUUCGGCCUGUGACGUUUGCCCUGCAGGAACGUAUGAAGUCGAUCAUCAACUGUGCAACAAGUGUCCUGGUGGCUUCAUCUCGGCAGCAGGGAACAACUCUUGCAGCGCCUGUGAGGCUGGUUCCUUUGCGCCAAAGGUGGGCAGUGUCGCAUGCGAGCCCUGUCCAGCAGGCACUUAUUCAGGUGAAGCCAGUGGAAAGUGCAGCACCUGUCCUUCAGGCACCGUUUCAUUUGGAGCAGGUGGAGCUUGCCGACGCUGCGAACCUGGCCGCUUUGCCCAGUCCUCUUUGACAUGCGAGCCAUGUCGCGGAGGAACCUUUGCAUCCGAAGGAAGCAGCGCUUGCCAAGCGUGUCCGGUGGGUCAUGUGUCCCAUGACAACAGCGCUACAUGCAGCAGUUGCGAAGGGUUGUUCAUUCGAGCCACUCCUGAUGCCAUGAGACAAAGCUGUCAAAUUCUGGCCAUGGAUAUGGUUUUUGCUUUGAUCUUAUGGAUGACCUUAGCUUCUUUGUGCUUCCUCCUCUUCACCGGCUUUUCAGGUCGAAUUCCCAUCUCCGAUCUGUCCGCGCAGGGCGAAAAACUGCUGGUGACCACCUCUAUUGCCCACUUUCUUUUAUCACGGCCAUGCAACGUGACCUUCGCACGCACCGGAGUUCCUGACUUGGAGUCAUCUUCGUGGACCUGGAGGGUGAAAGCUACGAGCUACUAUCACUUGGCACUGGAAGGUGAGAAGAGCAGUAUGCCACUGGACACAUCAAAGGGACACUUGCAUGUGAAGUUCCCACAGCUCUUCGUGUCAGCUGGCUUUGCCCGCUGUCCGCUGAUCGGGUGGUGUGUGUUCUUCUUGGCAGCGACUGUUGGAACUGCACUUCAACUGACCUGGCGCUUCAGUGUGGUGCUUGGUGCCUUGGGCCUUUGCACGGGCUCUUUCUGUUUUGCUUUGCGCCGGAGGCAGGGCACCAGAACCCCUUUGGCCAAACGCCGUCACGAGUUUCUCCAAGAGUGGCAGCCCUUGGCUCUCCAGAGAUGCAGCCGGGGACCGGAUCGUUCGAUGAGCGCCGGCAAGUUGCAACGCUUCGUGCAGUUCUUUGAUAGCUUCAUCAAGGAGCGUUCCAUGUACUACGUUUGCUCCAAUAUUGUGAAGCCCCUCACCAAGCCCUUUCAACUGUCUUUCGUGGAACUCGUGGGGGCAACGAAGAUCCAGUGGUUCGUGAGCCACUACUGGGGCAUGCCACUUCGUCAUUUCAGUGAUGCCAUCCGAAAGCAUGCCCAGUCAGUAGCGUCCAGUUCAGGCUGGCAAGAUGCGGCAUACUGGAUUUGCACCUUCAGCAACAGUCAGUGGCAUGUGAAGGAUGAACUUGGCCAUGGAAAAUGGGAAGAUUCGUCCUUUUACCUUGCGCUCAGAAGUCCAGAGUGCAAGGGUACCACCAUGAUCAUCGAUGACACAGUUCAACCACUUCAAAGAAUUUGGUGCCUUUUUGAAGUGUACCAAACCAUUUGCCUCUCACGCAGUGAUCACUUUCAAGGUUUGCUUCUUUGCACUUCUGCCGGAGUCUUGCAGCAAGGUAAUGCUGGAACCGAUGUGGCUGUUGCUGUGGCCAAAACAGUGGCAGAGUUGGAUACAUGCAGUGCUCAGGCAACUGACGAAGAAGAUCGGCAGAUGAUUCAUUCACUCAUCGAGCAGAUGCCUGGUGGCUUUCAUGCCAUGAACAGCUUCGUUCGAGAGACCAUUUGCAAAGCUUUGAAGGCUUCUCAUCUUCAUUAUGAAGCGACUCUGAGCGAUUUGAUGCAGACCUUGACUUCAGAGCCAUCGUCCUCAGCUCCCCCCGCACCUGUGGGUGGCAUGCCUGCGGGGCCCACACUUCUGACGAGUAGUGUCUACAGAACCCCUUGUGAGACCAAGGUAGAUGCCACGUAA